AUGGGAGAUGAGGAGGAGCGGCAGCCACCCGGCGUGUACACGCUCGUGACAGAGGCCGGUGAGCAGAAAACUUCCAUCGGUUUCACAGGCAAAGCAACUGCAAACUAUGCAAAUGGCGACAUCUACGAGGGCAUGUUUGAGAAUGGUGUGAGACAAGGCCAAGGUGUGUACACGUACUUGAAGGGAGAUGUCUUUACCGGCACCUUCGACAACAACCUGAAGACUGGCUUGGGAAGAAUUGUGUACAAGAAAGGCGGCUACUACCACGGUCAUUUCAAAGCCGGCAAACGCGAGGGCGAGGGCACGCUGCAGUAUGCCAACGGUGACAUCUUCUCUGGUUACUGGAAAGAUGGCAAGAAGCAUGGAGCCGGAACGUAUGUCUUUAACAAGACCAAAUACGAGUACAAAGGUGAUUGGCAGGAUGGGCAGAUAACAACUGGAACAUGGACCCUUACUGAUGGAACUCAGUACGAGGGAGGUUUCCAGAGCCAGAAGCCUUGUGGCGAUGCCACUUGGAAAACUCGCCAAGGCACCAUUGUUGAGGGAUCCUACGUGCAGCAGGUGGUGCCCUUGGACUCCGCACCUCCAGCCAAGCCUGGUGAAACUCCGGCUGUCGCCACCCGGUGCUUUUGGACGACGGCAGCCUUGGUGGCCGCAGAAGCCUGA
Symbiodinium pilosum is the source of this 666-nucleotide messenger RNA. Lineage: Eukaryota; Dinophyceae; Suessiales; Symbiodiniaceae. The record is from the annotation of a GenBank genome assembly.